Python bivittatus (Burmese python) is the source of this 1858-nucleotide messenger RNA. RefSeq names its product microsomal glutathione S-transferase 3 (gene MGST3). Lineage: Eukaryota; Metazoa; Chordata; Lepidosauria; Squamata; Pythonidae. The record is from RefSeq and is a predicted model, not a curated record. Gene Ontology annotation, cellular component: endoplasmic reticulum; membrane; nuclear envelope. Gene Ontology annotation, molecular function: glutathione peroxidase activity; glutathione transferase activity.
UGUUUCUGUACCCAGGUUUUGAAUUUGCUCAUACUUGGAUGCAACGCAAAGGAGAAUUUACUUAGUUACUAGGACAUUGAGAAGAAAACAUAGCAGAUAUAGGACACAUUAGCUGCUUACAGUGUUCUACAGAUGUUUUCUCCCUUUGCAGCACAGGUAGUCCCCAGUUUAAGAAAGAGUUCCAUUCCCAAGUGCCAGGAUGGUGGUUCUCUCGAAAGAAUAUGGCUAUGUGAUUCUCACUGGUGCUGCCAGUUUUGUCUUGAUAACACACCUUGCAGUAAAUGUGGGGAAAGCACGCAAAAAAUACCAUGUGGAGUAUCCAAAUAUGUACAGUACAGACCCUGAAAAUGGGCACAUGUUUAACUGUAUCCAGAGGGCACACCAGAACACCUUGGAAACAUAUCCCUCCUUCCUGUUCUUUCUUGGAAUCAGUGGGAUCUAUUACCCGCGUGUUGCUACAGGACUUGGUUCAGCAUGGAUAAUUGGAAGAGCGCUCUAUGCUUAUGGCUAUUACACAGGAGAUCCUAGUAAACGAAAUCGUGGGGUCCUCGGUUCCAUCGCACUUCUUUGUUUGGCAGGGACCACUGUUUACUCGGCUAUCCACCAUCUUGGCUGGAUCUGCAGAGCCUAGGCAGCAUCCAUUCUGGUGACUCUCUAAGAUGUCUUUAAACGUUUCACUCAUGUAAUUUUUAUCAUUACUUUGUAAAAAAAUAAAAGUGAAAAUCAAUCACUUCUGGUCCCAACAUCCCCUUCUUGGUAAAUCUCAAUAGCUUGCCAGCUUUUUUUGUUCCUAACACCAGACAUUUCUGUGGUGGUUAGCAUUUCCCUCUUUUUUGUAAUUGUAGGCACUGCCUGGUAAAGGUUACAAGCCUUCUUGAAUGUAUCUUUACUCUGAGCAGCCUUUGAAUGUGACGUGCAAAAAGUCUCUUUUCAGUUUGAUUUCUGAUACAAAAUAUAUAUGUGUGUGUGUAUAUAUACAUAUAUAUAUGUAUACAUAUAUAUAUAGAGAGAGAGAGAAAGAGAGAGAGAGAGAGAGAGAAUCUUAAGUGCAAUAUCAGAGCAUGCAGUAAUGUAGGCUGUACAGUUUCAGAUACAUUCUAGAAACACACACACCUCCAAGUCUAGGACUUUCUCCCACUUAGUUAUCAUCUCUGGGCUAUGACCAAGCAACAGCCACUCUCAAGCAAUGCUUGUUUGACAUAGUCAAAUCGAAGCUGGUAAUACCAUUCAGUUUCCCAUGGGAGAGAGCCUGAGAUACGUUAUGGGACCAGCUAUGUAUCUCACACAGAGAGGAGGCAUUACCUUAGCCCAAUGAAAUGUUCUCUCCUCAGCACUUCUGACAGGAAGGCACAAAAAGAUACCAUAACCACUACAGACAUGUCCCUUUGACUCAGAACAGGUUGAAACUAUCAAACAUGUUCUUCUGAACUGCCACUUUUAUACAGACCCAAAAGUGCUCUAAUUAUUCCACUUGUGACCAACAAAAUGGGAUGCACCAACUGACAUUAUGUACGAUUUCUGUUUUCUGACAUCCUGAAAAAACAUACAAGGUGGCCACGUUUUGUGUGGUAGCAUACAAAAUCAGGCAAAGGAUAAUUAAGAGCAAGUGAACCUGUCUUGAGUAUGGAUAGUCGGUAUGGAUAACUGAGUGUGGAUAACUCUUGGUUACUUACACCCUUGAAGGUAGGUCUUGGGGUGUACAUGCCAUACAUAUCAUUUACUAUAAGCAAAGUUUAUAAUCCCCAAAUCCCUUCUGGAUUAUUUUGUUGCUUUAUUUAUCUAUAUUUACUUGAAUUUUAUGCUACCAUUUUCAAAUUUUUACUACUCUGUUAAUUUUAAUCCCCCCCUUUUUUUUUUU